GCCGUGGCCUACAUCGCCGGCUUCCUCCUGGAGGAGAGGGUGGUCUGCAACGAGCGCUUCGCCGAGGACGGCUCCCGCACCGUGGCGCAGGGCACGAAGCGGGAGGGCUGCACCAUCCUCUUCAUGAUGCUCUACUUCUUCGGCAUGGCCAGCUCCAUCUGGUGGGUCAUCCUCUCUCUCACCUGGUUCCUGGCCGCCGGCAUGAAGUGGGGCCACGAGGCCAUCGAGGCCAACUCCCAGUACUUCCACCUGGCCGCCUGGGCCGUGCCGGCCAUCAAGACCAUCACCAUCCUGGCCCUGGGGCAGGUGGACGGGGACGUCCUCAGCGGCGUCUGCUUCGUGGGCAUCAACAACGUGGACGCCUUGCGGGGCUUCGUGCUGGCCCCCUUGUUCGUCUACCUGUUCAUCGGCACCUCCUUCCUGCUGGCCGGCUUCGUGUCCCUCUUCAGGAUCCGGACCAUCAUGAAGCACGACGGCACCAAGACGGAAAAGCUGGAGAAGCUCAUGGUGAGGAUAGGCAUCUUCAGCGUCCUCUACACCGUCCCGGCCACCAUCGUCAUCGCCUGCUAUUUUUACGAGCAAGCUUUUAGGGAACAGUGGGAGAGGAGCUGGGUCACGCAGAGCUGUAAGAGCUACGCCAUCCCCUGCCCCAACAACCACGGCGGCCACCACCCGCACAUGAGCCCCGACUUC
Molecule: messenger RNA, 693 nt
Organism: Opisthocomus hoazin
Lineage: Eukaryota; Metazoa; Chordata; Aves; Opisthocomiformes; Opisthocomidae
Gene: FZD1
Product: frizzled class receptor 1
Biological process (GO): non-canonical Wnt signaling pathway; canonical Wnt signaling pathway
Cellular component (GO): plasma membrane
Molecular function (GO): Wnt-protein binding; Wnt receptor activity
Source: RefSeq, a predicted model, not a curated record